Messenger RNA from Bursaphelenchus xylophilus (pine wood nematode), 7196 nucleotides. NCBI's taxonomy places the organism in Eukaryota, Metazoa, Nematoda, Chromadorea, Rhabditida, Aphelenchoididae. The record is from the annotation of a GenBank genome assembly.
AUGCAGCAAGGUCAUUUGUCGCGGCGCUGUGUGGCUCCCAACGCGAUGCUCUUGACUCUGCCGCCGCAGGAUCUGCUCGACCCGUCGCAGCCGGGCUUAACCAACUUUCGUCGCUGCAGAUCGCAGACGGCUCAGCAGUUCUCGGCAAGGUCCUCACUCACGCAGCAGAUGAAGCGUCAUUUGCCCUGGGUGUUGUCAUCAUUCCGCUCGUCGAAGCGGCGCCAACAAGUUGGCCAAGUCAACGGCGAAUGUCAGACCACACGGGUUCAAGGAUGGGACGAUAAAGAAGAGGAGCGGGGAUUGGCGAGCAGCCGAAGCGUGGAUGCGUCGGUGUAUUCGUGGAAUCGGAGUUGGUCGAUGCGAAGGAGUGCGUCCGAGUAUCCGAAUGUGACGACGAUUCAGAUUGAGGACGAGGACGAGGGAAUUGAAGCCAACUAUUGUGGAAGACUGCAGAGGGUCCAACUGCAGAGCGACGACGAAAAUGGCAACCGCGAUUUUUUUGAUACGGUAAAUUUGAUGUGACCGCGGUAAAUUUUGAGGGAAAUUUUGAUGAUAUAUGAGAGCCUGAGGUCUCAAAAACAGUCUGAUAUGUCAUGUGCAUUCGAUCUUUUUUCAAAAAAUUUUUAAAAUUAAAUUUUUGGUUUUUUAUCUCCAAACUUUCAAAAUAUUUCGUACGGUUUAUUCCACAUAGUAUACAUACCAUAAAGUGCAAUUACUGAUAGAAACAAAAAUUUGGGGAUUAUUUUUAUCGAAUUUUCGAAAAUUUUUUGUUGACAUUGAAGAACUUUUUUUAGUGAUACGAUGAUUAUUUCUGACAUAAGACUCUUAUGAUCUUACAGUCAAAAGAGUCAUAUUUCCGGUGAAAACAAUUUUUCGGGAGAUGAAAUGUUAGGGAGAUAUAAAAAAAUCAAAAAAAAGAUAUCUUUUAAAAAUCAAAAAAUAAAAAAAAAAUAUGAUUUUUUUAAGUCUCGCUCAACCUUUCCUUAACCCCAUAUUCACCACAAAAAGACGAGGGGCAAUCAGCCCGCAGACGAAUCUGUUCGCUCUCUGUCAGCCCAGAUCAUCUUCAACAUUCCGAAAAUCGAAAUAUUUUUGCGCAAUAAUUACCCUAUUCCUUAGCGCGUUCCCCUCGCGACGCCCGCUUUCUUUUUUUUUGUAUAUUCGUGGCUUGUUUGGAUUUUCCGAACGGGGGGAAAGUUUGCUUACUGCAAGGUUCUGUUAGAAGCGAAGGAUAUCUUGGGUAUGUGAUUGUUUUCGCAGAUUUUUGGGUGAUUUGGAGGGAUAAUGUGGGCGAAAAAUGGGGUUUUUAUUGAUUUUGAAACAGAAAUUUUGGGAUUUUGAUUGAGUAGAAAAAAUUUAUGGGAUUUUUAUAAUGUUUGGGAAUUUUGAAACAUGAAAAAAUCGAAGAAUUAGAAAGAUCUUCUAAAUAUUUUUUUCUCAAAAAAUUCAAUUUUUAAACUUUAUUUUUUCAUAAAAAGAAUUCAGAUAUUUUAUAUUUUUACAUUUUUUUCGUCCAUGGGAAUUACAAAAAUUAUUUUUGGAAAAGUUUCCUUGGAUCUGGCUUACUUUAAUUUUUUUGAUUUUUCUGCAGGCUGCAAGUCGCGUUAAUUCUAAAAUUGCAAGAAAAAUCGUUUAAUGAUGGUGCCCUUGGUUUUUUAUUUAGUUAUGGUUAAUGUCCCAUCAUCAUGAUGUCUACAAAGCGUAAAAUCUCAGCCAAUAUCAAUCAAAAAACUUUCGGUUCAAUGCUGGGCGCGGCUCGGAAAUUUUUUUUUAGAGUGGCGGAAAUUUUUUGCACCUUUUUAUAUUUUUAAUUACUAUCAGCUCCAAAAAACUUGCAACUAAAACAUUGUCAGUCUACGCUAAAUCCCGUGCCCUAACGUGCAAGACAUUAGGAGAUGGUCGGGUUUUUGCACACCCACCUCUUAUCAGCGACCUCUCGCGUGGCGCCAAUCAAACCUCAAUAAAAGUCGGAGAAGCCCAUUAAAUUGUGAGCUGUAGGUGGAGGAGGUUACCUGCUCUACUGAUUACUGUCUUACAAGAUUAUUUGCAAAGUAUUUUGUCUAUUCUGAAGCUGGAUUAGAUUGGAACCUUGUUUGAGCUAUUGAUUCUGAGAUUUUUCGAUUUUUUGGCAAAAUUAUAGUUUUUCUACGUAAAAAUCAACAUAAAAUUGGACAUAGAGUGAUUGCCAAUACUUCAAAAAUGUUGAAGGAUCUACUAAAAUUAUUUUUUAUUCAACCAGCAUCAGUUGUUUGUCAGGUAAAAACUCGGGAUUUUUUGGAGAAAAAUGGGAUUUUUUGGUCAUAAAAACAUACAAAUCGAAAGUUAUGAGGUGUAAAUACCACAAACAAUGAUUUUAUUCUAAUAAAAAAAUUUUCUCAUAUCAAUAAAACGAGAUUUUUUAAUUUUUCAAAAACUUUCAAAAAUCCAAAAUUUUUUCUACCUCAAUUUCAACCACAAAACUUCUAAAUUAGAAUAUCCACCUUCCUUUCCUUCCAAAAAAACCUUUUUUCCUGUGAUCCAAUUCUCAGAAUAUUUUUCUCAAACCUCCCAGUAAUUUCCUCCUUUCCUUUGAUUAGGUUGUUGCGCAAUGGAAUUUCUCUGCACUCGGAACAACAAAGUCUUGGUAUUUGGGGUGAAUUACAAGUAGACGGGUAACAUGUUGUUCCGUAGAAAUUCAAUUGUUGGCAAAGUUAGGGCAAGAUUGCCAAACAGGGUGGUGAAAUGCGCCGAAAUGGUAGGAAUUUUGGGGUUUUUAGGGGAUUUUAGGGAAUUUUGAGACAUUCUAGAAAAAGUAAGUAACAAAAAGAUAGAUUUAGGGACAGAAAAUAUGAUUUUAUACCCAAAUAUGGCAAAAAAUUUUUUGAGAUUUUCCAAAUUUUUCCACCAAAAAAUAAAAAUUUCAAAUUUUUUAAAAAUAAUUCGGAGUCCUAGAUCGGCCACUUUUCAAUAUAGCAAUAUAAUUUUCCAACUUUUUUGUAUAUCCAUUACAAUUCCGCCCGCUUCUUCCUCCAAGAUCCCACUUUUUGUAUAUAAUAUUUAUCUUUUUUUUCUGUUUGACGCGUGCGGACUAUUUGCACAGAACCGUCUCUCCGGGCGCUGUGGGAUAAUUUUGUGGAUCCUCCUCCUGGUCAUUAAGUGUGCAAAAAGAAUCCUGAACGCGUUACAAAACCGCAAAAAACAAAAAAAAAUUAGACAAGAAAUGGGGAUUGGGGAACUUUAGUCAAGGGUUCUUUUACGUUGGGAAAUUGGCGGUUGUAAUGGUGGUGGGAUAAAGUUUGGGGAAGGUAGAGGAUUUUUGUUGAAAUUUUUAUUGGUUUUGGCUGAAAUCUGUUUUAAAAAAAAAUUUCGGAAUUUUGGGGAAGUUUGGCAGAACGCCAAAUUUGGCGGGAAAUUUGAUUUUUUGAAAUUAAAAGAUUUUCUGGCCGAAUAAAACGAGCUAUAUUUGCCAUUUUGAGUAUUUUGAGGCAUUUUUGGCAAAUUUCCAUACGGUUUUACUGCUUAAAACAGAAUGCCAAACUUGCCGGGAAAUUUGAAUUUUUUGACUUUAAAAAUUUUCUGGCAUAGUAAAACGAGUUCUAUUGGCCAUUUUUGAGUAUGUUUAGCCACUUUUGGCAAUUAUACAAACCUUUUUAGUGCUUGAACCGGAAUGCCAAACUUAGUGGGAAAUUUGAAUUUUUGAAAUUCGAAUAGUUUCCAUUGUUGUAAAAUGAUUCCUGGAGUUGAGCAUAAUUUUAAGCAUUUUUCAUCAUGAAAACAGAAUGCCAAUUUUGGCAAAAAUCCCAAUUUUUGAAAUGUUUCAAAAUCCCCAAAGCCAACAAUUCCCCUCUCGGAACGGUUAAAAAAAGCCUCUAACGAAUUUCUUGGAGAUUGAUUGAUCCCUGUUCCGUCAUGUUUGUUCAACCGCUUAGGCCCAUUCUUCUGAUUAUUAUGCCCUGGGGGAUUUUGCUGUGAAACUCUCGCUCCGUCUUCAAAAUGGGUGCAGCCUGAGGCGAAAAACUAAAGGAUUGGGCAAAAAAAUUUCUGCGGCCGAACAAUUGGCCGCAAAAAGUUAUAUUUUCAUAUUUUGGAGGAACUAAAAUUAUAUCUUUGAUGAAGUAAUGGAGAGAAAGGCGUUGUCCAAGCGUCGGAACUUUUCGUUGAGUCCGAGAGUGUUGCGGAGGAGCCGGAGCAAGAGUAGAAAUGUGAGGCGACUGUUAAAAAUUAAAAUAAAAUUAAAUGUUGGCCGAAAAACGAGAUUUUUAACCAAAUAUCGGAAAAAAAUUUGAGUUUUUUUGGCCAAAAAAUCUCAAAGUUGGGGAAAUUUCAAAGAAUUUUUUGAGUAAGUAUAAUGAUUGUUCUUUUCAGCGUCAAAUCGAAGUCCUCCACGACUUCUCCGACUUCCCUCCGAGCACCAGUUCCGAAGUUUCGACUCCGAUCGCUUCAAAUUCCCCCACCCGAGGAAUGGCGGCCAUGGAAUUGGCGAGUCCGCAGCAAUACCACAACCACUGUUUGGCCAGCACCUCCAAGGCGGCAUAUGUGCUCGAUGAAUUGGUAGGUUUCAAAAAUAAAAUUAUGAUUUUUUGGCGAAAAAAUAGAACUUUUUUUGCUUUUCUGAGAAUUUCUUGGUAAAAUACGACCUCAGUUGUGUUUUUUUUUUAUAAAAAAGAUUUAUUAUGCCUUUGAAAUCAUUUCUAUUCGUUUUUGAAAAAGAAAAAAAAAUCCAAUAACUCUUUGUGACAUUUCGUCAAAUUUUUCGACGAAAUGUCAAAUAUUCAAAAAUCGCUUUAAUACGCUUCUCCCCAUCCCCAAAUUUCUCUGUGUUCUCAAUUUCUCAAUUUUAACUGCUCUUUUUCAAAUUUUAUCACCAUUUUUUGCAAGAUCUGCUCCUUUCGGCUCUAAAAAUCACGCUGGCUCAGAUGAUUUUCCCCACACCGGCGCCAGAGGACGAGACAAAGCUCCUUAUGUCGAAAAAAGACCAUGAAAAAACCGCUGGCGCCAGAAGUUUUUUGAUUGUUAUCGACUACAAAGACUUCGAAAAAAAAUUUGACGAUCAAAAUUUUUUUUUCCAAAAAAAGGCCGUAAAUGUUUCGAUCAUUAUCUGCAAUUAAUUUUAUGGCAAUUUUACGACUUUUUGGCGGAAAUGCGUAAAGGCUUUAUCGGAGAGGGCGUAAAGGUUAUUUUUGUGAAAUUUCGGGCGUGAAAUUGAUAAGAAAAUAAUGAUAUUGUAGUAGGUUGUGAUCCCAUAAUCUGGCUGGAAAGUUACUGAGCGUUUUGUAAAUUUCAAAAAAAAACGUAUUUUUUUGAUUUUGAAACUCCACAAAUACAAAAGAAUGCUUUUCUCGCCAUUUGGAGAAUAUUCAAGAAAAUUGACGAAAUGUCACAAAAUUUAUUGGAUUUUUUAAAGUUUUAAAGUUCGGUCUAUAUGUGCAAAAAAUCUCUCUGACAACAUCUAUAAUCACUUAUUUUUUCAGCUAACCACCGAGAAGACGUAUGUCCGAGAGUUGGAAAGCAUAGUGGAAUAUUAUGUGAAUCCUUUCGAGAAUCCAGAAAAUGAGAAACAUCUUCCAGAAGGUCUUCGAGGGCAGUCGAGUAUUAUCUUUGGAAAUUUUAGAGACUUGGUAAGCUGAUUUUUUUGAAUUUUGAGGUUUAAUUUUAAACACGUUUUAUUUUUUUUAUUUUUCAGAGUUUUCAAUUAUUUUUCUCAUUUUCAGUACGAAUUCCACAACCGCCAUGUCCUCCCCGACUUCCAAAAAGCCCAAUACUCUCCAGUGCUCUUGUGCCACAUCAUGAUAAACUUCCGAAAUCAUUUCCUCAAACUCUACCGGCCCUACUGCCAAAACAAGCCCCAAUCCGAAGCCUUACGGCGAGAUCUGGCCGCCGACGGAUGCCGAUUCUUCGCCGAAUGCCAAAAGAAAGCCGGUCAUCAGCUUCCGUUGAGUGCGUACUUGCUGAAGCCUAUCCAACGGAUCACGAAAUAUCAGUUGUUGUUGAAGGAAUUGCUGAGGCAUUGCCAAGACGAGGGAAAUGAGGAGAUAAAACAUGAUGUUCAAGCGGCUUUGGGUUCAAUGUUGGACUUGUUGGCGCAGAUUAACGCGGACAUGCAGCAACUGCACAUCUUGGGAUAUGCUGUAAGUUUUUUUCGAUGGGAAAAAAAUUUUUAGUUUUUUUUUGAAAAAAAUCGAAAUAAAGUAAAUUUUAUUUCAAAACCUGUUCUCCCGUAUUUUAAAUUUUAUUUACUGUAUUUCCACUCCAUUUUUUUAAAUUUUUUUGCUUGAAAAAUCGUUUUAUAGGUUUCCAAUAAUUUUGUGACAUUUCGUCAAAAACUGUGUCGAAAUGUCAAUUUCAAAAAUUUUGUCGAGUCUAGCUUCCCCAAGAUCUGUUGAGCAUGGUAAUUUGAAAAUUAAAAUUUAUAAAGACAUGUGGCGAAGCUUUAGACGAAAUGUCAACUUCGAAAUUAUUGAUUUUUUUUUCAUUUUCGAGCAAAUUUUUUUAAAAAUACCUCCCAUCUUGACUCAGUAAUAUAAGUUAUAUUUUUUCAGGGAGAUCUCCGUCUUCUCGGUCCGCUCCGCCUCCAAACCGAGUGUGAAGUCUACACUUUCAAGCGAAAAUCACGUCGUCUCUCCAACAAAUGCCAAAAACGUCAUCUCUUCCUGUUCGACGGUGGGAUUCUCUUCUGCAAAAAGCGAACCCAGCCCGUUCCCUACUCACCGGAGUUCUACGAGCACAAGUUGUGCAUUUACGCGCAGAGUUUGGGCUUCGCGGAGUGUUCGAAGCAGUCGGCGGACCGUUUCGAGAUUUGGGACGAACAGAAAUCGGAUGGAUUCGCAAUCUUCGCGUCGGACGAGGUGGCCCGAGCCAAAUGGAUCCAACGACUCGCUAAAAUGACCGUUUUGCAUGCGCAGCAACAGAAGGAAAGCGUUCAGAAGACGAACAGUAGUUCACGACCGCAUUCCUGGACCUCCGAGUCCACGGUCUCGUCGAGGAGUUCCAACUCGGCGUUCGACGAGAAUCCGGCCGAUUCCAUCAACGACAACAACGGGAAUCCGUCGUCGCCGACGUCCGAUCAUCAUAGUGCGACCAGUGGAUCGGUGAGCAGUCGAAGGAGCUCCAGUCAUACGGCUUCGCUGGGAAGCGACGCCGAGAACAAUACGCCUUUGCCGGUGUCGAAGAGCCUUCAGAAUACGGCGCUACUGGGUCAUGCGGUGUCUGAAGUUUGA